This is a messenger RNA of Xyrichtys novacula (pearly razorfish), 2377 nucleotides long. NCBI's taxonomy places the organism in Eukaryota, Metazoa, Chordata, Actinopteri, Labriformes, Labridae. The record is from the annotation of a GenBank genome assembly.
CGUGAAUUCCCCCUUUAAUUCACAACAGUACAUGUCAUGGAAAUCUUCAUAGGUGUCAAAAAAUAGUAUUUCGUUUACUAACAUCAGCUGAAAAGCCAACAUUGGCUGUUAGUACAUGAGACAUUAACCUGCACAAUUCACAAUCAUUGCAAGCGACAUCCAUGCCAUGACCGUUCUUUCUCCUGCUUUGUUCCUAACGCAUGCAGACCGGACCCCUGAACUGCAGGCUACACACGGGGGUUCCGGUCCUCCAACGGUUUUUCGCCGGCGACGACACCAGGGAGGACUUCAGGCUGAGCCGAGAGUCCCUGGCAGUGCUGCUGGACCUCCUCCAUCAGGACCGGAGGCAUGGAUGGGGCGCCACAAUAGAGACUUUGGUUCUCCUCUUUUGGCUGGCCAGUGGGACAUCAUACCGGGUGGUCUCAAGGGUGUUUGGGAUGCCCCGCUCCACUGUCCACCGCAUCGUCCACCGAGUUACGGAGGAGGUAGUGGCCAUUCGCCACAGGGUCAUCUACCUCCCGAGGUCCGCUGACGACCUGGCGGCCGUAACUCGGGGGUUUGCAGGGCUGGCUAGGCACCGCUCUUUUCUCAAAGCUGCCGGUGCAAUCGACGGCUGCCAUGUCAGAAUUAAGCCACCAAGCGGUCCUGAUGGUCACUGCUACAUAAACAGGAAACUGUUUGCAUCAGUCAUUAUGCAAGCAGUCUGUGACCAUCAGGGCCGCUUUAUUGACACCUACGUGGGCUGGCCGGGGUCUGUGCAUGACGCAAGGGUACUCCGGCACAGCCCACUGUACAGGCAGAACAUCUACCCUCCUCCAGGGCAUUUCAUUCUGGCAGACAGCGGGUACCCAUGCCUCCAGCACCCACUCCCCCUCAUCACUCCCUACAGGCUGCAGGUGCGAGGUGUGGCGGCCCAGCGCUUUAACGGGCAUCAUGCCAGGGCACGCUCUAUAAUUGAGCGUGCCUUUGGCAUGAUGAAGACCCGAUUUCGAGCCAUCUUUUUUAAAGCGCUGGAGAUCCGCCACACCUUCGUGCCACAGGUACGUCAUCCCUGCACACAAUAUUUUUGUUAUACUUGAAUAUAUAUAAAUUAAUGAAUUAAAUAAAAAAAACCACGAAAACUUAUUAUAUAUUAUUAUACUUAUAUUGUUAUAUUUUUUUAUUUAUUAAAGGUCUACAUACUUUAUGUUCAUAUAAAUAUUCCUCUAAAAUUCAGGUCAUCACCGCUUGUGCCGUCCUGCACAAUAUCUGCCUGGGUGCCGGUGACAUCAUGGCACCAGAGGAAGAUGUGCAGGACGGCAUGCCGGGGGAUGAGGUGGAGGACAGGCUGGAGGCAGUCAGUGGUGCCCGCUGGCGGGACAGAUUGUCCGCAGAGGUGUCGGCCCUGGAGGAGGUAGACCACGACCACGUCUACCUGUAAUCGGCAAGUACAAUUCAUCUAAAGUUUCUCCUCUGUGUGCCACAGAAUGUUUGUUGGUUACUGAUCAGCUUUUUAGACCUCAGAAGAUGCGACUUAAAAAUUGUUGGACUCUGUUAGCCUACUAUUGUUUCUCUCUUUAAAACAGGCAUGGCAGCCGUCGAACCAGCCCUGCAAACCCGGACGAUGUGGAGGACAGUGGAGACAUGCAUCCAAAACACCCAGACCACCCACAUGAUGUCCCACUGCCAGCAGACACCAGAGUCUCUAUUGUGGUGUCCCAUCCAGCCCAGCAGCACUGCCAGAGACUCCUGCUCAGCCUGGAGGAGGCACCAUGGGAGGGCAGGCAAUAGCCCAGAUGUCCUGAGUUUGUUAAGUUCUGUUUAUACAGUGGUGCCUGUUUGAGUUAGCGUUUUGUCAAUGUUUAAAUCCGCCAAGGAGGUUAUGUUUUUGGUAGCGUUGGUUUGUUUAUUUGUUUGUCUGUUAGCAACUUUACGGAGAAACUUACAGACGGAUUGACCUGAAAUUUUCACCAGAGGUGCGUCUCAGCCCCAGGAGGAUCCCAUUACAUUUUGGUGGUGAUCCGGAUCGCCUUCUGGAUUGUUAGAGUAAUGUGUAUAAAAGUUUAUAGAAAUAAUCAGUAGCUUUAAAUGCCUUUACCUUUUGCUUCCUAACACAUGAGCAGACACUUGUGUGUUUUUCUUACAUCUCUGAGCUUGCCUUCUUCCAGUAAGCAGAUAAGCAGAUGGGUACCUGUCUCCGCUGUGAACAGUUAACCACCACAAAGGAGACUGAAAUGUCAGCGGUCACCUUGACAUCUACAGAAGAAGUCUGCACAUGCUUACUCUAGUAUAAUUAUGUGUUAUGAAAGUGCUUACGCUGCUGCAGAUUGUUUCCCCACCCUUUAGUGUAUGCAGCGUUUUGUAACUAGGGACCACCCUAAGGAUAAUGAAAAGCGAG